This is a messenger RNA of Epinephelus lanceolatus (giant grouper), 2183 nucleotides long. RefSeq names its product PAF1 homolog, Paf1/RNA polymerase II complex component (gene paf1). Gene Ontology annotation, biological process: transcription elongation by RNA polymerase II. Gene Ontology annotation, molecular function: RNA polymerase II complex binding; chromatin binding. The record is from RefSeq and is a predicted model, not a curated record. NCBI's taxonomy places the organism in Eukaryota, Metazoa, Chordata, Actinopteri, Perciformes, Serranidae. Gene Ontology annotation, cellular component: Cdc73/Paf1 complex.
UACACCACCGGGUCAUUAUACUGUCCUCCCGGGUAGAAAUAAAAAUGCCGUACACAUUGUGAUUAAAGUUACAUUUAAGAGUUGUUUACAGUUUUACCUGGGCCGAGGAUUCAGGCCGUCAUCGGGCGUAUUUUUGUUGAUUAUUUGUGCAAGCAAAUAACUUUGCUUUCAGUUGCGAGCAGUUUGGCACAAAUAUGGCUCCAACGAUACAGACACAGUCUCAACGAGAGGACGGCCACAGUAGGCCGUCCUCUCACAGGACUGUUCCAGAGAGGUCAGGGGUGGUCUGUCGAGUGAAGUACUGCAACAGCCUGCCUGACAUCCCUUUUGACCCCAAAUUCAUCACAUAUCCAUUUGACCAGCACAGGUUUGUACAGUAUAAAGCCACUUCUCUAGAGAAGCAGCACAAGCACGAGCUCCUGACUGAGCCCGACCUCGGGGUCACCAUCGAUCUCAUCAACCCAGACACCUACCGUAUUGACCCCAACAUACUGUUGGAUCCUGCUGAUGAAAAACUGUUGGAAGAGGACAUCCAGGCUCCAUCCAGUUCAAAGCGGUCACAGCAGCACGCCAAAGUGGUCCCGUGGAUGAGAAAGACAGAAUAUAUUUCUACAGAGUUCAACAGAUAUGGCGUUUCCAAUGAGAAAGUGGAAGUUAAGAUCGGUGUAUCUGUCAAACAGCAGUUCACAGAAGAAGAAAUCUACAAGGACAGAGACAGCCAGAUCUCUGCUAUUGAGAAAACAUUUGAGGAUGCGCAGAAAUCGAUUUCACAGCACUACAGUAAACCCAGAGUUACUCCUGUGGAGAUACUACCUGUGUUCCCAGACUUCAAGAUGUGGAUCAACCCAUGUGCCCAGGUCAUCUUUGACUCUGACCCUGCACCGAAAGACAUGUCAGGACCAGCUGGCGUGGAAAUGAUGUCUCAGGCCAUGAUCAGAGGUAUGAUGGAUGAGGAAGGAAAUCAGUUUGUGGCCUACUUCCUGCCCAAUGAAGAAACAAUUCGCAAGCGCAAGAGAGACUUUGAGGAGGGAAUGGAUUACAUGCCUGAGGAUCUGUAUGAUUACAAGAUAGCAAGGGAGUACAACUGGAACGUCAAGAACAAAGCCAGCAAGGGUUACGAGGAGAACUACUUCUUCAUCUUCAGAGAUGGAGAUGGUGUUUACUACAACGAGCUGGAGACAAGGGUGCGUCUGAGCAAGAGGAGAGCCAAGGCUGGAGCACAGUCCACCACAAACGCUGUGCUGGUGUGUAAGCACAGAGACAUGAAUGAGAAGGAGCUCGAAGCCCAGGAAGCCCGUAAAGCUCAGCUGGAGAACCAUGAACCAGAGGACGAAGAGGAAGACAUGGACAUGGAUAAGGACGUGCAGGACUCUGGUGAUGACAAAGACAAGGGCAGCGGCAGCGAGGCAGAGAAUUCUGGUAGUGAAUCUGAGAGGGAAGACGAAGACCGGGAACAAAGAGGAGAGGAGGACGAAGAGGACGAGGACAGACAGAAGCGGAGGAGGAAGGCGAGCGGCAGCGGGAGAGAGAGUGGCGAGGAGAGGACCAGAGAAAUGCGAGACGAGGAAGAGAUCUUCGGCAGCGACGACGACAGCGACGAGGACAACGAGAACAACAAGAACUCAGCCAGAAGCAGCGGGGAAGAGGGCAGCGGGAGCGAGGAUGAAGGAGGGAACAGAGGAGGCAGCAGGAGUCGCAGCGCCUCUCCGGCACACAGCGACCGCAGCAGUGACCACUCAGGGACCCGGGCUCAGAGUGGAAGUGGAAGUGAGAGAGGCUCAGACUCCAGUGAUGCCAGUGACAGUGAAUAAGGCCUGUGGUCCGGACAACAUAGUGAUGGCCACUUUUCUUACUUAUAUGUUCAGCACCAAAUUUGGCCGAGUUGCCCUGUUGUUGACUGUAAUAUCAAUAUUAGCUCAGUCCUGGGAUGUAGUUUCUUAUGAUCGCAAAUAUCAAGAAAAAUAUGUGUGCAGGAUGCCGCGGACAUUUUUUUUCAGUGCAGUUUUUAAUUGUAGAUUUAACUCUAGCACAUGUAGCUAUUCGUACACCAAUUUUCUGUUUCUGUCUGUCAGAUAUUCAGUACAGAAUCAUGUGAAACUGUCUUUCUCCCCGCGGCUUUUGAUUUGUCAUUGUGUUACGGCUUUGAAACUGAUAUUAAAAUGCAGGUGACAUUUUGUAACAAU